GGAGCCCGCUAAGCGCCGCCAACUCCCCGCCCCGCUCGCUCCGGCCGCCCGGCGCCUCGCAAGAUGAGCGGCCGGCUUGGGGGGGCCUCUUCCAGCCGCCGCCGCCGCCGCAGCACCAGCAGCCGCCGCUCCUCCCGGGCAAGAUGAGCGCUUCUCCGCGGAAGGAGGCGCCGAUCUCCCGCAAGCAGCGGCUGAUGGCCGCGAUCGCCUCCCCGGCCGCCGCCUGUCCCUCCUCCGCCGCCUCCUCCUCGGCCGCCGCGCCGCUCUGCUGCUUCAUCUGCGGCGGCGGCAUCAGCCGGGGCAAGGAGCUGCGGCUGCAAGUGCGCCCGGCCCGCGCCCACCAGCCCUUCUUCCCUUUCCUGCAGCAGCAGGAGCCGGCGCCCGGCGCGCGGGAGGUGAGCGCCGAGGGCUGCGCCCUGGUCUGCGCCGUCUGCCGCUGCUUCCUGGCCGAGCAGUGGGACGCCUUCGAGCGGGCGCGGACGCCGGUGGAGAAGCGCAUGUACUGGCUCAAGCGGCCCUACCAGUGCGAGGGACCCGCGGGGGCGGCGGGCGGCGGGCUGACCCGGGCGCCGCAGGAGUGGAACCUCGCCUACGCGCUGGGCACGGACGACGAGCGGCGGCCCGGCGGCAGCAGCCCCGACGACCCCCGGGGAGCGCCCGCCGCGGCGCCGCCCGACGACUCCUCGCUCUCCUCGCUCUCCGACGCCGAGACCUUGUCGGAGACCGAGCCGCGCUUCCCCGCCGCGCCAGCCAGCCCCGAGGAGCGGAAGAGGCCGGGCGCGCAUCUGUCCGCUCGGCCCCGCCAGGGGAGCCGGCUGCGGCCGGCCCCGGAAGAGGCGGCUGCGACGAUCCCCUUUCACCCGGGGAACGGGCUGCCACUGGCUCCGAAGCCUCGCAGGAAGCGGCAGCGGCCGGUGCGGCGCCGGGCAAGCGGGGAGCCUCUUUGGAGCGCGGCCAUGGACGGCUUGGGACGGUCGCCGGCGUCGCAGCCCGGCUUGGAAGUGAGGCGAGCCGAGCGGGCGGCGGGCGAGUGGCCCCGGGCGCCGUCGGACCGCUGCUCGUCGGAGGAGAGCGAGAUCAACAUCACCAGCGACGAGGAGCCCCGGACGGCGCCCAGCAGCGGUGGCAGCAGCAGCGGCAGCAGCAGCACCGGGGGAGCUUCGUCGAGGGAGGCCGGUCUGGCCUGCUACGUCUGCGGCUCCCCCCUGACACCGGUCUCGCAGCAGCGCAUCCAUGUGCAGAAGCAGGAGAAAGCCUCGACGGCGCCGUUCUUCCCCUUCCUCUGGCUGCACAGCCCACCGCCCGGUGCCCUCCCGCUCAGCCCCUCGGGCAGCGCCCUGGUCUGCCCUACCUGCCACGCCUCACUCAUGCAGCAGUGGCACAGCUUCGAGGGUGCCGAUGUGCCUGUCCUGCAGCGGCUCUACGUGGUGCCCCUGGCGGCCGCCCAGCCCCGGAGGGCCGGGCUGACCAGAGAGGAAGGGCCCCCGGGGGCCCCACUGCCCCGCUCGCCAGAAGUCUGCUACCUCUGCGGGGAGGACUGCACCCAGGACUGGCGCUCUGUCUCGGUCAAAGCCCCCAACGGCAGCUCCAAGGCAGCCAUGCACUUCCCCUUCCUCAGCCAUCUGCCCUGCCCGCCACGGGCCAAGGGGCCGGACCAGCGCUCUCAGGUGCGCAGCUGUCCCCGCUGCUACCUGGUACUGCAGGACCUGUGGGCCACCUACCGUGCCUGUCGCAACGAGCAGUGCAUCACUUCUGUGCAGAGUUUUCUGGGCAGGUACCAGCAGGUCUUUGCAGCUGUUGGGGAGGCUGAGGCCAGGACCCCCAGCUUGACCCAGACGGGCCUGGCCUCCGGCUGCUUCAUCUGCGGUGCCCAGCUGGGCCCUGGCAAGGAGUUCCAAGUCAGUGUCAACCCGGCUGCCGGCCGUUUUGGUGAAAAGGAGCCCUUUUUCCCUUUCCUGGCGGUGUACCCGCCAGCUCCGCGGGCCAGACCAGCCGACGCCACAGGGAUCGUGGCCACCUGCCUGCUGUGCUACCACGACCUCCUGGCCCAGUGGCUGCAGCAUGAACGGGGCAGCGCCCAGCACCCCAGCAGCGCCUGGUCCCGGCAGUACAAAGUGGACACCUUUGCUUGCUUCUUCUGCCGUCAAGAGAAGAAACGGCAUCUUGGAUUAAGAGCGGUACCAGUGACCCGGCUGCCCGUCUUCUUGGGUUCCUUCCGGGGUCCAGGCACCUUGCUGGUGGAUGAUGGCAAGCGGCUGACCAUUGGCGCCUGCCCCGAGUGCGCCGUGCUGGUGCUGGCAGGCAAAUCGGCCGUGGCCAGGGAUCUUUUGGCUCUGCCCGCAACUGCGCCUCUGUCUCUCCAAAAGGCCCCCCUCCUGCCUUCAGAGGCGUCUUGUGCAAAUCCAGGGGUGGCAGACGAGACUGCCCAGCGUCCUCCGGGCACCGCAGAGGGCACGGCUGCGGGAAACGGAGCCAGGCUGGACAGCAGGGCCACGUUGAAUGUGGACGAAGCAGCCCCACCAGCUACAAGCAUGAGCCAUGAGCCAAAGUCACCCUCUCUAGGAAUGCUUUCAACCGCCACCCGGACUACCGCUACCGUCAGCCCCCUGACCCCUUCUCCUAUCAAUGGCGCCCUCGUGCCCACUGGCAGUCCGGCAGCCAACAGCACUUUACAAGUCCAGGCCGUGCCCUCCUCCAGCUUUGCCGCCGCCUUGCGCAAACUAGCCAAACAGGCCGAAGAUCCCAGAGGGUCUUCGAUAAGCAGUGAAUCUUCCCCAGUUUCCUCGCCAGCCACCAACCACAGCUCUCCUGCAAGCACGCCCAAACGAGGACCCAUGGGGCCUCUCAUCGUUCCUCCGGGAGGGCACAGCGUGCCGAACACCCCUCCUGUGGUAACCAUUGCACCCACCAAAACUGUGAAUGGCGUCUGGAGAAGUGAAGGGCGGCAGCAAGAAGCUAGCUCCCGAAGCGGUGGUGGAGGCAGCAACGGGAGCCGGGACCGCCUGAUCACAGAGGCUCCGUUGCCCCAGGAGAAAGGCAGCGGCCCAACGGUCCCUUCGCAUUUGCUGGGGGCGCCUUAUUCCUUUGCAAUCCCACCCAACUCCAUCGUCCAAGAUUCCCGUUUCCCACCUCUCAACCUCCAGCGUCCUGUCCAUCAUGUGGUGCCUCCUAGUGCCGUCACCGAGGACUACCUGCGGAGUUUCCGGCCCUACCACACAGCCGAGGAGCUGCGGAUGUCCUCCUUGCCUCCCCUCACUUUGGACCCUGCCACUGCUGCUGCUUAUUACCAUCCCAGCUAUUUGGCUCACCACCCUUUCCCUCAUCCGGCUUUCAGAAUGGAUGAUUCCUACUGCCUUUCGGCUCUUCGCUCUCCUUUCUACCCAAUUCCAACUCCUGGUUCGCUCCCACACCUCCACCCAUCGGCCAUGCACCUCCACUUAUCAGGAAUGAGGUAUCCUGCCGAGUUGUCCCAUUCCUCUCUUUCGGCACUUCAGUCAGAACGCCUCUCCAGUCUGACCGCGGAACGGUUGCAGUUGGACGAGGAGCUACGGCAACGGGAGCGAGAGAAGGAGCGGGAACGGGAAGCCGAUCGGGAAAGGGAGCGGGAACGGGAAAGGGAGCGGGAAAAGGAGCUGGAACGAGAACGGGAGCGAGAGCGGGAACGGGAGCUGGAAAGGCAGCGCGAGAGAGCCCGGGAAAAAGAGCAGAGCAUCAUCAAAGCCAUGGAAGGCCCCUUCCUGUCGGUCUCAGAGUUGCAGGGGCCAAGGGCCCAUCCAGCCGAAGAACGUGUCAAACCAUCGGAACAGCUAACGCCAAACCGAGCAGAAAAACCAAAGGACUCUUCUGCUGCCCAGGCCCCAAAAGCGGUCCAGCCUCCGUUGCACCAGCCAUCUGCCUCGCAGCACCCGGUGCCUAGCUUGAUUUCCAGCCACUGUAUAUUCCCCCCGCCUGGAAGCAGCACAGCCGCCGCACUCCUCAUCCAACGCACCAAUGAGGAGGAAAAAUGGCUGGCACGCCAACGGCGGCUACGGCAAGAGAAGGAAGAUCGACAGUCCCAGGUGUCUGAGUUUCGGCAGCAGGUCCUGGAACAGCAUUUGGACAUCGGGCGCCCAGCCGGACAGAUGGAAGUGGAGCAUCGGCCAGAGAACUCCAGACUGGGUCCAAGCCGCGCCGAACUGGGGGUUCGAGAGCAACCCCAGCAUUUUGGAGGGCCCCCUCCACUCAUAUCUCCCAAACCACAGCCCCAUCCGGUGCCCACGUCGCUCUGGAACCCGGUCUCCUUGAUUGACAGCACCACGGAAGCUCGGAGGCUACAGGAGACCCACCCGCUCCCCACCCACACCAGCCCCUAUGAGUCCAACCGGCAAGCCAUCCCUUUGGUCAAAGUGGAACGAGUCUACUGUCCCGAGAAAGUUGAGGACGGAGCCCGGAAAAAGGAACAUUUGGACAAAUACCAACCUGGCCGGGAGACAGGUGGAUCCGAGCCUAGUGGGUUUCCCCACGGACCCUUAUUAAGCGAAUGGGAGAAGCCCCUGCAGCAGAGAACCCCCCACCCACAAAGCGUACCAUUUGUUGAGGCGUUGAAGAACCAGACGGGCUCCCCGUACAGGCAUCUCCUACCCAGAGGCCAUGAUCCUAUGUAUGUUUACGACGAAUUCUUGCUCCAGCAACGCAAGCUGGUCAGCAAGCUGGACUUGGAGGAGAGGAAGAGGAGGGAAGCCCAGGAGAAAGGAUAUUAUUAUGAUCUGGACGAUUCCUACGAUGAGAGCGAUGAAGAGGAGGUACGGGCUCACCUACGCUGUGUGGCAGAGCAGCCCCCUUUGAAGCUGGACACUUCCUCCGAGAAGCUGGAGUUCCUGCAGCUUUUUGGGCUGACCACUCAGCAACAGAAGGAGGAGCUGCUGAUCCAGAAACGGAGGAAAAGACGGAGGAUGUUGCGGGAGAGCAGCCCUUCCCCGCCCACCAUCCAGAACAAGCGUCCCAUGCCUUCCCCUCGUUUUGUGCUCUCCACACGUUACAGCCCGGAUGAAAUGAACCACAGUCCCAACUUUGAAGAGAAGAAGAGGUUUCUAACGACCUUCAACUUAACCCACAUUACUGCGGAAAAGAGGAAAGAUAAAGAGAAGUUGGCAGAGAUGCUUCAUGCCAUGAAACAAAAGAAUGCAUGCACAGCACCAUCAGUUAAAAGCUCCCCACGAGACAGUCCCAGUAUUGUCCAAGCUGACUCCCAAGUCCAUCAAACGGCAGCCUCGGACUUGGAGAAACCAGUCGGCGUUGCCCCAGCGUCUCUGCCGGAAGGCCAGAAGACCACGGAGUCCUCCAGAACAAAUCACCUGAGACCCCACGACUUUUCCAGAGCCAAAGAGCCCGUUCCUCCCCCUGCUGAGAAGCCCCGGCUGAGCGACAGGCACACGGUCAAGAAGAACUUCACCCUCCUGAACUGCGUCCGGGGCUCUUUGCCGAAAGAGAUCCCCGUUCCGCUCUCCCACAGUAUGAACGGGAAGAACAAGCAGUGGGAACCGUUCCUUGCCGAGGAGUUUGCACACCAGUUCCACGAGUCCGUCUUGCAGUCCACCCAGAAGGCUUUACAGAAACACAAAGGCAAUCCAAUGGUUCAUUCGGCGGAGCAGAACCACAAAGUGGACGCUUCCAUCCAUUAUAACAUUCCGGAACUGCAGACUUCCAGCUGGGGCUCUUUGCCGCAGCACAAUGGACAGAAAGAUUCCCAGCACAAGGGACUGAUUCCUCCAGAACACGAGAAGAUCUCGGAUUCCGAAGAAGACGAGGAAGACGAAGAGGAAGAGGAGGAGUACCCCAGACCAAAAUGGCAUGGGAUCGAAGCCGUCUUUGAGGCUUAUCAAGAGCAUGUCGACGAGCAAAACCUGGAACGGCAAGUGCUGCAGACCCAAUGCCGACGUUUAGAGGCCCAGCACUACAGCCUCAGUCUGACCGCAGAACAGCUCUCGCACACCAUGACGGAACUAAAGAACCAGAAGCAGAAAAUUGUCUCGGAAAGGGAACGGAUUCAGGCUGAACUCGAUCACUUGCGAAAGUGCCUUGCGUUGCCUGCCAUGCAGUGGUCCCGGAGUUAUUUCAAGGGGUAUCCCAGGUGACAUGCCCUUGCACUAGGCCAAACAUAGAGUAUAGAAAUAAUAAUUAAUAAUAAUAAUAAUAAUCUAUUUUAUUACCUGGAAUAUUUAAUAUUUUUCACGGGGAGGUUUGAAGCUUAAAUAAAUAAUAAAUAAAAAAGAAUAAAUAAAUAAAUCAAAAGGAUGUGCCAUGCAUGGAGCAAAAAAAAAAAAAAAAAAGGAUUCGGCGGGAAGCCAGGAAAAAAAAAAAUCGGAACCCCGCCUCUUUUAAAAAGUGCAACCGAACUCUGAGACUUUAUUUUAUUUUUUGAAACUCUGCGAGUGAUCCAUUUAGAUGAAAGUCUACGUUUUCAAGACAUUGGAAAGAGUUCGUUUUCUUUCGGCGUCUCCAUCUGCUUUUUUCCUUCUCUCGCUCUCUUUUUUUUUUUUUUUUUGUCUUUUGAAGAUCUUGGUUGGAUCCGGAGAUUCCAUCAAUGACACUAAAUGUUUGCCUCCUGUUGUCGAAGGAGCCGCCGGAUUUAAAAUCCUGGCUUGCGCGCCUUCUCGUUGCCA
This is a messenger RNA of Ahaetulla prasina, 6641 nucleotides long. RefSeq names its product Gse1 coiled-coil protein (gene GSE1). Lineage: Eukaryota; Metazoa; Chordata; Lepidosauria; Squamata; Colubridae. The transcript has 17 exons. The record is from RefSeq and is a predicted model, not a curated record. Bases 144 to 6113 code for a protein of 1989 amino acids.